Messenger RNA from Hibiscus syriacus, 456 nucleotides. RefSeq names its product non-specific lipid-transfer protein P5-like. Gene Ontology annotation, cellular component: membrane. Gene Ontology annotation, molecular function: lipid binding. Bases 15 to 362 code for a protein of 115 amino acids. Gene Ontology annotation, biological process: lipid transport. NCBI's taxonomy places the organism in Eukaryota, Viridiplantae, Streptophyta, Magnoliopsida, Malvales, Malvaceae. The record is from RefSeq and is a predicted model, not a curated record. The transcript is spliced from 2 exons.
CAAAUAUUUGGCAAAUGGAAAACAUAUUGAUGGGUUCAUUUGGGGCGAUUUUAGGGUUAUUGGCAGUGGUUUUAGCAGCACAUGCAAUGACAUGCGAAGAAGCCAUAGCCACCUUGAUGCCUUGCAAGCCAUACCUGACUACUUCGGAACCCUCGCCCACUCUUGCUUGCUGCCAAGCCGUGGCUACUGUCAACGCCUCGGCUAGCACCACUCAGUCAAGGAGGGAUCUGUGCGAGUGUUUUCGAAAGAAUGCACCUGCUUAUGGUGUUAUUGCCGACAAAGCCAAGAAACUUCCUGGCCUCUGUGCAGUCCAUGUCCCUGUUCCCAUUUAUCCCUCCGUCAAUUGCCACAACAUCCACUAGGCAUAGGCAAUGGAGGCCGCCAAGAAUGCACAUGAGCCAUCAAUAACUUUGAAAGGGAAAUCGUUCUCAUGUAGACAUAUAUAAUAUAUGUAUC